Messenger RNA from Salvelinus fontinalis (brook trout), 1994 nucleotides. Its product is annotated as melanoregulin-like. Gene Ontology annotation, cellular component: melanosome. NCBI's taxonomy places the organism in Eukaryota, Metazoa, Chordata, Actinopteri, Salmoniformes, Salmonidae. The record is from RefSeq and is a predicted model, not a curated record. Gene Ontology annotation, biological process: melanosome transport; melanocyte differentiation. The transcript is spliced from 5 exons. Bases 734 to 1378 code for a protein of 214 amino acids.
CUGUUCCAGCCCUCGUAGGUCAGUCCAUAGACUGAGGAGAACACCAGUCCAGGUUUUUGUUCCAGCCCUCGUAGGUCAGUCCAUAGACUGAGGAGGACACCAGUCCAGAUUAGUUGAAUCAUCUAUGGCUGCGUUUUGUAUUAGCUAACCUGUAAUUCCCGGUAAUGGAAUCAUAGUUAUCACAUAUCAUGGUGUACAAACUUUAGCUACAGAGCUAACAUCCUUCGCUCCAAUUCUAGUCCCAGUUUGCCCCCUAGCUGUAUGUCUACAUAGAUGCUCUCAGAACACAGACACAUAGCAGUAAAUACAUGGGAGAGAGGAGUCCACAGAGCUAAUAGCAUUCUUCAACAGUGGCUGAAUAAAUGUUCCAUUCAUGGGUUCCAGAUACAUCGUCACGCCAGGUUAGUCACGCUUCUUGAACGGAUUCACGUGCGCUCCGUUCCGCUCCGCUCCGCCCCGCGCCGCCCCGCCCCCGAUGGACCAUGAAAAAACAAGACGCACAAGUUUUCACAGUUGUGUCUGAGAUCCGGGCUCGCAAUGUUGGGGAACUUCACUGGUUACAUUACAUCUUAAAAUAUUUAUUUUAUGGUUAAAAAACCUGAGGAAAAUUGUAAAGAUAUUCUUCGGAUAAUCAGGAAAAUUGUAGAGAUAUUUUUUCGGAUAAUCAGGAAAAUUGUAAAGAUAUUUUUUCGGAUAAUCAGAUGUGCUUUAUGAUUCACAGUUCUUGGGUUUGAUGGGGGCGUUGCAUAGUUGUUGCUGGCGGAGUUACUGCCAUCUCGAUGACAACCUAGAUGAUAAGACCGCUGUAUUACGAUAUGACACUUCCAAAACGCAGAGCACCAGGACUCAGAACUCCAGAGCCAGUAUGUCCAGCCACAGUGACCCAAGCCCGGGUCAGGAGGGCCUGUCUUGGAGGACAGAGGAGCAAGAGUGGGUCCCCUGGAGCAGCCCCAGUAACCCCAUGGGCGAUGCAGAGUCAGACGGAGAGCUCCAAGCCUUUAUCACGAUGAGGAACGAGGCAGACACGUACACAGAGGAGUGGGAGAAGCUCAACUAUGACAUCCAUAGUCUGAGGUACACCAAACGAGAGAUCAGCAGCCGAUGGAAGAAGAUUCUAACCCAGCUAGGCUACCAGCGUGAGGUUGACUCUCUCCUGACGGUGAACAGACAGCUGUUACAGACAACUCUGAGUGAAUCUGAUAACCUGAACAGAGCCAGACAACUGUUACAGACCACUCUGGACCACUCUAGCUUGUUCCCACGAGGAGUGGCUAGCACAGACAGAUACCUCUUUGUUAUGGAUCGCUUGGUGUCUCUGGAUAGUGCAGAGGAUUUCAUCAGACUGGCGAAGGAGAAAUACCCAAAGAGAGAGGUGUGAAUGAGAGAAAGAGAAAGAAAAGAUAGAAUGAUAGGGAAUGUUUUGUGCUCCUCCUGCCGGCACUAGAAGGAAUGUGAAGAUCACAGACGUCCCUUAGACACUUUAACUGAUUAUAACUCACCUCACAUAUUAGAACGUCUAACGUGCCUACAAAAGUCAUUUUCUAUACAAGUAUGUGUUUCAUAGUUUCAGUAUUGUUAUGGCAACAACAACAAACAUUGUAGAAUUGUCUGUAAUAUUUAACCGUUGUAUCAGUCUGAAAGGAUACUUCUUGAUACAGCGUUUCUUUAACAAGAACUAAACAUUUAAUUGAUUAACUAAAUUGAUUCUCUCGAUGUCUAUCAAUGUCACCUGAACAGACGUUCGUGUCACAGCUGCUGGUAUAUCAAUCAAAUGUAUUUAUAAAGCCCCUUUUUUUACAUCAGCCGAUAUCACAAAGUGCUGUACAGAAACCCAGCCUAAAACCCCCCCAAAACAGCAAGCAAUGCAGAUGUAGAAGCAUAUCAUGUACCGGCAUUAUCUGACCAGUAGAGGGAACCAUUUGUCCUCAUCCACGAGUAGACAACCCAGGCAGUAGGCCAGCAAGACCUCAGCAUCACAAAACCUUCACGUCAGG